Molecule: messenger RNA, 1041 nt
Organism: Aspergillus mulundensis
Lineage: Eukaryota; Fungi; Ascomycota; Eurotiomycetes; Eurotiales; Aspergillaceae
Product: putative mitochondrial carrier protein
Exons: 3
Coding region: 1-1041 (346 amino acids)
Cellular component (GO): mitochondrial inner membrane
Molecular function (GO): S-adenosyl-L-methionine transmembrane transporter activity
Source: RefSeq, a predicted model, not a curated record
AUGCAGAACAGCGCCCUCGACAUCUGGAUCUCUGGCGCCGUCGCCGUCGUAACAGUCGACUUCCUCGUCUAUCCCUUCGACACACUAAAGACCCGCAUCCAGUCGCCCAACUACUCCACAAUCUACAAGGACGCAGCAACAAACACAAUCAAGAAGAAUGUGCUCUUCCGCGGACUAUACCAGGGCGUUGUCAGCGUUGUGCUGAGUACCAUUCCUGCCUCAGGAGCAUUCUUCACAACCUACGAAACCGCCAAAUCAACCCUCACCACCGCGCAACAAGCCUCCACCUCCCCGCUCCUCACAUCCAUCCCCGCCCCCGCGAUAAACGCGCUCUCCUCAUCCGCUGGCGAAAUGGUCUCGUGCCUCCUCCUCACACCCGCAGAAGUAAUCAAGCAGAAUGCGCAGGUCAUCAACAACGCCAACGCCCCGUCCUCAAGGACACAAAAACAAGGCGGAGCCGGAAGCGGAAGCGGAAGCCGGGGCGUAACGCUCCAAGUCCUCUCGCGCUUCAAGCAGCACCCCUGGAAGCUGUGGAGCGGGUACUCGGCGCUCGUGGGGCGAAAUCUGCCGUUCACAGGGAUCAACUUUCCGAUUUUCGAGGCUGUCAAGGGGUGGCUUGUUGCGCGGCGGCAUCGGCAGCAGGGGUAUACUGGUGUGAAUGCUAGAAGAGAAACUGGACCCGGGGGCCAAGAGCCUGUCUAUGAGCGCGCUGUACUCACGGGCAUGGCGGCGAGCGUUUCCGGGAGCAUUGCGUCGGUUAUCACGACGCCGAUUGAUGUUGUCAAGACGCGGAUGAUGCUUGCUGCCAGUGAGGGUGAUUCUUCUGCGUCUGGUGGGAAGGAGGUAUCGAAGGAGCAGGGGAGUGUUUGGACUGUGGGCAAGAAGAUUUUCAGGGAUGAAGGGGUUAAGGGUCUUUUUCGGGGCGGAGCAAUUCGGGUCGUUUGGACGGCGGUCUCGCUCAGUAUUUAUUUGAGUAUGUAUGAGGGAGGGAGGUUUUACUUGGAGAAGAGGAGGAAGAGGAAGGCCGACGAGAGUAGCUAG